Molecule: messenger RNA, 845 nt
Organism: Linum tenue
Lineage: Eukaryota; Viridiplantae; Streptophyta; Magnoliopsida; Malpighiales; Linaceae
Source: the annotation of a GenBank genome assembly
UAUUGGAGUUCAUAUCUUCACCAUUUAAAGCAAAAACUUGUAUUUGGAGCAGUAGGAAUCAAGAUGGCAAGCUCGACAACUCCGUCGUUCACUCCUCCAAAACGAUCAAUGUGGUCACCCCUUGACUCGACCGGUGACCAACAUAGGGACGGACGAAGGGCGAUCCGCGGCUCCCUGUUCCAGUACAACAGUCGGCUCGAGUACCACUUCAUUACGACGGCACCGCUGGGCGACACUUCGCCCGACUCUGAUUCUGAAGGGAGCGACACUGUGCUCCCAGAAGUGGAGCGCCAUAGUGGCGGUGUGAUGGUGUACUUCCGGAAGGACUAUCAUACCGGUUUCCAAAAGACUGAGGAUCUGAGGCCCGGUGCCCUGGCCGACUUCUCAGCUUUGCUCGAAGCCAUUGAGUAUGUCUUGAAAUCCUUAAUCCAUGAAAGUGAAAGCCAAGCUCCCAAAGGUUCAAGCGUUAGCCUCUCCUUCUGGUCAAAGAGGAGAGAAAUCAAUCCGAUCCACUACCCAUGGGAAACCUUCACCUCAGCACUGAUGAAGGUCGAAGCCACUGUUGUGGAUCCCACUUUUCGACAGACUUAGGAUCUAGAUCGGUUGAAAUAGGAAGUGGGAACGGUGACAUUGCUAGUUUGAUUUUUUAGUGGAAAUUUGGAACUAGGAAGUUGGUGAAGCUUGGAUAUGGAUAUCAAUGAUGGUUGGAUUUUGUUUCUGUUGACUCCUCUGUUUAGAUGUGAUAGGCAAUCAACCUGAAAUUGUUUUCGGAUAAUGGAUUGGUAAUAUCAAUGUUCAGUGUUAUCAUCUAUUUGCAACUUUGCAUUCCCUUUCUUUCUUCUUGG